Messenger RNA from Pterocles gutturalis (yellow-throated sandgrouse), 848 nucleotides. RefSeq names its product coiled-coil domain containing 43 (gene CCDC43). Lineage: Eukaryota; Metazoa; Chordata; Aves; Pterocliformes; Pteroclidae. The record is from RefSeq and is a predicted model, not a curated record. The transcript has 4 exons. The annotation marks the transcript as partial.
GAAGAAGAUCUCUUAAACGCUGUCUGCAGGGAAGUAGUCGAGAAGUGGUCUGAAUCUCAGAUCGUUGACGCCAAAGAGAAAAAAGAAGAUGAGGUCCAGGCCAUCGCCAGCAUGAUGGAGAAGCAGGCCAGGAUCGUGGUGAAGCCCAAGGAGGUCUCUCAGGAAGAGAAGCAAAGGAAAGCCGCCCUCCUGGCCCAGUACGCCAACGUGACGGACGAGGAGGACGGCGAGGAUGAACAGGAUGGAUCGAAUGCGACAGCAGUGAAUAUCGGAUCAGAAAAAUCGCUGUUCCGAAACACAAACGUGGAGGACGUCUUGAAUGCCAGGAAGCUGGAACGGGAGCUGCUGCGAGAUGAGUUCCAGAAGAAAAAGGAGCAAGAUAAACUGCAGCGGGAGAAGGAUAAGCUAGCCAAGCAGGAGCGGAAGGAAAAGGAGAAGAAAAGGACACAGAAAGGCGAGCGGAAACGGUAGCUGGGGUUUUCCAGUUGGACUCUCAAGGGAUAAAAUGAAUUACGAAUAUGGUGUGUGUUUAAAAAGCAGCAGAAAUUCUGGGCACGUGGCUGGCAAGUGGUUUUUUGGAAGCGUUUCCUUUUUUUUUUUUAUAUAGCAGAAAAGAAAUUUCAAGCACCUCUUAAACUCAAAGUGUGCCAUGUGCUUGUGGUGUCAAGUGUCCCAGUCGGUUAUUGUGGCCAAUGUCUGUACCAAAGAACGGUGAAGUGAUAAUGUCCGUGUUUGAAAUCAAUCUAUUUUUUCUUCUAACCACUUCAAGAAAGCAAAACGAGAUGUAGGAGAGGGCUUCCACGCCGGCUGUGUCCUCCUCCGGCCUUGGUUUGCAGCGACAGCGUGUU